CCCUGGAAAGAUGCCUCAAAGGACCCCACGCUCCAGACGCUCCAGGUCAGGAAACACAGCAAAUGGCCAAGCGAAUGGCAAUGCCCCGAAACAACCAACGACACAACCUCCAGCAACACAGGCCACACCCCCUCAGCCAAUGCCUACAUAUCCACCAUCCUCUACCUCAGGACCCAGGUUUGGAGAAAACAACCAUUGGAACCAACCUCCUGCCUCCCAGCCACCUCUCCCCCAGCAAGGCCCAGGUGUUCCCAAACCCAUCCCUCCCAAGCAUUAACCCCGACAGGGACACCCCUUCGAACAUAAUGGGGGGGCUCUUCCCAAACCCAUCCCUCCCAAGCAUUAACCCCGACAGGAACACCCCUUCGAACAUAAUGGGGGGGCUCUUCCCAAACCCAUCCCUCCCAAGCAUUAACCCCGACAGGAACACCCCUUCGAACAUAAUGGGGGGG
This is a messenger RNA of Oncorhynchus keta (chum salmon), 452 nucleotides long. RefSeq lists its product as uncharacterized. The record is from RefSeq and is a predicted model, not a curated record. Lineage: Eukaryota; Metazoa; Chordata; Actinopteri; Salmoniformes; Salmonidae. The coding region runs from base 11 to 277 and encodes 88 amino acids. The transcript is spliced from 4 exons.